Cyphellophora attinorum is the source of this 1779-nucleotide messenger RNA. RefSeq lists its product as uncharacterized. NCBI's taxonomy places the organism in Eukaryota, Fungi, Ascomycota, Eurotiomycetes, Chaetothyriales, Cyphellophoraceae. Gene Ontology annotation, molecular function: acetylpyruvate hydrolase activity. The coding region runs from base 1 to 1779 and encodes 592 amino acids. The transcript has 2 exons. The record is from RefSeq and is a predicted model, not a curated record.
AUGGCGACUAAUGGUCAUACCACCAGCCAGAUAGCUCAACGCAGCUACGCCGCAUUCAAGGUCAAUGGCGAGCAGAGAUCGCGCAUUGGGCAUUAUGACUUUGAUGCGCAGAAGCUCAUCGCUAUGACCUUUAAAUCAGGCACACCACUGAGCAACCUCUACGAAGUGAUUGAGGUCGGGGAAGAUGGAAUUGUUUUCACGGACGAGGAGUUUCAGGUCACCGAUGUCAAGCUCUUGGCACCUAUAUCGGGGCGGGAUGUGCUCGCAGUCGGCAAGAACUAUGUCGACCAUGCGAAAGAAUUCAACUCCUCUGGUUACGAUUCCUCCGACAAGGUGGACAUUCCAACACAUCCCGUCAUCUUCACUAAACGGGCUACCUCAAUCAUAGCACAUGGAGAAGAAAUUUACCCUCAUCCGAAGUUCACAGACUCUGUAGACUACGAAGGCGAAAUCGGGGUGAUUGUUGGAAAACCUGGCUAUCGGAUCCAAGAAUCUGAGGCCAUGGACUAUGUUUGGGGCUAUACGAUCAUCAACGAUAUGACGGCUAGAGAGCGCCAGCGCGAUCACAAACAGUUUUACAUCGGCAAGAGUCCUGACACAUUCUGCCCAAUGGGUCCCGUGGCGGUGCCAAAGUCAUAUCUACCUGAUGUUCUCAAAAUCGAGACAAGAGUCAAUGGUGAACAGCGACAAAGCGCGACCACCGAACAGCUCAUCUUCAGCAUUCCUCAUCUGAUCAAAACACUCUCAGAAGGUCAGACGAUCCAGCCUGGUGACGUUAUUGCGACAGGAACGCCGGCUGGGGUCGGUUUUGGUUUCAGGCCCAUGAUUUUCCUGAAGCCGGGCGACGAGAUCAGUGUCACUGUCACUGGACUUGGAACGCUCUCGAAUCGGAUCGCAGCGAUGACCUCCAAGAACUACAAUGUUGACCGGGUAACAAACGUCACCGUUGUUCCUACCUUCAACGAGGUGAGGCUUCGUGGUCAGAAGUCUGUUCAGAUCGAUGGCAAGACCCUCUAUUACAAACGAUUCGGCAGCGCUGAUGCUGGGGCACCACAAGUGGUAUGUAUACAUGGCCUUGGUGGGACAUCGGAUUACUUCACACCACUGGUACGAAGUUUGGGCUCGUCGGUCUCACUACAUGUCUUCGACUUCGAGGGACAUGGCUUAUCUGCGACCUCAGCCUCCAGCCAGUUGUCACUCCAGUCUCUGGCAACUGACACCAGUCGGCUUCUCGCUCAAGUAGGUGUCGACAAGGCUCUUAUUGUUGCGCACUCAUUGGGCAGUCUCAUCGCGGUACAGCUGGCAUUGGACCAUCCAGAGCAGGUUGCCAAACUCCUGCUCAUGGGACCACCGCCAUCGCCGCUGCCAGAGGCAGGAGCCAAGGCAGUGCGAGCGCGUGCAUCAACUGUGCGAGCAUUAGGCAUGGCAGGAGUUGUCGAUGCCAUUGUCAGUGCAGGCACAUCCUCCAAGAGCCAAGCAGAGCGGCCACUGGCAAUAAGCGCCGUGCGUCUCUCGCUGAUGGGCCAGGAUCCAGAAGGGUACGCAAAGGCUUGCACUGCGCUUUCCACGGCUCCAGGGCUGGAGUUUUCCAAGCUGCAGUGUCCUGUCUCUCUAGUUACGGGAGCCGAGGACAAGACUUCGCCGCCAGACUUGUGCAAGAAGUAUCAGAGUCAAGUCGCCAACUGCACAUUGCAGACGCUCGAAGGCGUCGGCCACUGGCAUCUCUUUGAGGACGUGCAGGCAGUUCAGCGGUUGGUUUCGGACUUCGUAAACGCAUAG